AUGACACCUCCUCCUCCUCCUCCCCGCACCCCCCCGAGGAGACCCUCGGCCAACGACCCGCUGAGUAGUACCUUCAACGCUACUUAUGAGAAGCUGCAAAGGCUUUCAAAGCAUCGCCGUAGCCAGGAAGCCUUCUCGCAUCUUCCUCCACUACCGAACAGCCAGGUCAUUAGUCGUGGACUAUCUGAAGUCCUCAGCGGUAUCCUCACCAUAAGACACAGCUGGUGUCGAACUGAGGAGACCAAGGCCAGAUUUGUUGAGGAGAUAAAGGCGGUCGAGGCCAGAUACGCUGAGGAGAUGAAGGCGGUCGAGGCCAAACAUGCUAAAGAGCUUAUCCACCCUACAGUGAUCAAAUCGAUCGCGGCUUUGGCCCUCCACCGAAGCAUAUCUUGGUCCAGGGCCAGGAUCGAGGAGAUUAGGGGCGAGCACCAGGCUGCUCAGGUAGCCCUCGCGACUGCUCAACAACAGGAAAGGGACGCCAAGGCGGCCCUGGAAACUACCCGGGAAAACGAGAGGGUCGCACAGGCUGCUUCGGUUGCUGCGCAAACCAAGCUGGAGGCAUCUCAGAUCAAGCUGCAAGAGGCCGAGGCCACCAAGGUCGCCCUAGCCACUGCGAAGAUCGAGCUCGAGGAAGCCAAGGAUGCCCGGGCCGCACUAGACGCCGCGAAGGUCGAGGCCGAGGAGGCCAAGGCAGCUCUGGCGGCGGAGAGGGUCCAAUUCGAUGUGUUUUGUCCAAGCAUGGAGGACUGGAUUGGUAGCCAACAUCAUUGUGCUCAAGUUGUCACACCAAAUGAUCAGAGUUAUUGGGAUGGGAACUUGAAGUUCUUGGAGAAGAGACUUGAACUAAGUAAGCUCAGCAGUGGCAUUUGCUAG
Molecule: messenger RNA, 873 nt
Organism: Humulus lupulus (European hop)
Lineage: Eukaryota; Viridiplantae; Streptophyta; Magnoliopsida; Rosales; Cannabaceae
Exons: 4
Coding region: 1-873 (290 amino acids)
Source: RefSeq, a predicted model, not a curated record